GGCGGCGCCUGGCAGAGGCUGCCCCCAGGUGGGGCGGCCGCUCCUGGAGUCUGCCUGGCCCCCCGACGUGCGCCGCGGCCAGCGCCCGCUAGAGGCGUCUUCCUGCCCGCGCGCGCUGCUGUGCGCCCUGUGGACACAGCCAAGCCAACAUGGGGGAGCCGGAGGAGGGGGGCGGCGGCGGCGGCGGGGGGCUGCGGCGGGGCUCGCUGGCGCUGCUCACCGACCUGUACCAGUUCACCAUGGCUUACGGCUACUGGCGCGGCGGGCGGCACCGCGAGCCGGCCCACUUCGAGCUCUUCUUCCGCCGCUGCCCCUUCCAGGGCGCCUUCGCCCACUGCGCCGGCCUCGGCGAGUGCCUGGCCUUCCUGCGCGCCUUCCGCUUCUCCCCGGCAGACAUUGAAUAUCUUGAGUCAGUUCUUCCUGUUACUACAGAUAAAGCAUUCUUUGAUUACUUGCUCACUGUGGAUGCAUCCGAAGUUUCUGUCUCGUCUGUGCCUGAGGGCUCCGUUGUCUUCUCCAAGGUACCGUUAUUCCAAGUGAAGGGUCCUUUGCUAGUGGUACAACUUCUAGAGACUACCCUGCUGUGUUUGGUGAACUAUGCCAGCCUUGUAGCUACCAAUGCGGCCAGGUUCCGGCUUGCUGCAGGCCCACACAAGAAACUCAUGGAGAUGGGGCUGCGCCGGGCCCAGGGCCCGGAUGGGGGCCUCUCUGCAUCCAGGUAUUCGUAUAUGGGAGGUUUUGAUUUUACCAGCAAUGUCCUAGCUGGGAAACUCUACGGGAUUCCAUUGCGGGGAACUGUGGCUCAUUCCUAUGUGUCUUCCUUCACCUCGCUGGCUGAGGUGAACCCACGGAGCCUGCUACCCCUGGGUAGCAAGGAGGAGCCCGUGGAUUUUCUGUCUCUCGUGGAGACCUGGCUGAGCCAGGUGUGCCAGUUACUCCAUGUCCCACUGGAUCAGGUGAACUAUGGAGAACUUGCAGCCUUUGUCUCCUACGCCAUCACUUUCCCACACAACUUCCAGGGGUUGGUGGACACCUACUGCGUCAUGAAGAGUGGCAUCCCAAACUUCUGUGCCGUAGCCCUUGCCCUGAACGAGCUGGGAUACCGAGCCAUCGGAGUCCGUCUGGACAGUGGGGACCUGGCCAAGCAGUCGGUGGAGAUCAGGUGCUUGUUCCGGACCUGCAGCAGGCACUUCCAGGUCCCCUGGUUUGAAACAGUUCCCAUUGCUGUCAGCAAUGAUGUGAGCGAGUUGAGCCUCAAGGAACUGACUCAGGAGGGAAAUGAAAUUGACAUGAUUGGCGUUGGAACUCACCUGGUGACCUGCCCCCUUCAGCCAUCUCUGGGCUGUGUCUACAAGCUGGUUGAAGUGAAUGGCUGCCCAAGACUGAAGGUGACUGAAGACAAGGAGAAGGCAACCAUACCAGGAAGCAAGGUGGUCUACAGGCUCUGGGAUGCUGCUGGAUUCCCAUGUAUGGACCUCCUGGCUUUGGAGGAAGAGUCUCCCCCAAGGGCUGGCCAGGAGGUGGAGUUCUGGCCACUAGGAGGAGCCGAGGGAGCCGGAAAAGUGACUCCUGCAGCAGUGGAAAUCCUGCACCGUGUGUAUCUGAAAAAUGGACAGGUUUGCCAGCCACUCCCCAGCCUCCUGGAGAUCAGGAACCACGCCUUGGCCUCCUUGAGCAAGCUGAACCCUGCCCAUAAGAGGCUGCAGGAACCAGAGGCCUAUCAGGUUGCCAUGACAGAAAAGCUCCACAUACUCCUUACUGCCCUCCAAAGAGACAGCCAGUGAACCACCCAGACACCUUCCCUGCUAGGAGUCGACAAGCAGGCUGUGCACAUCAUCCUUCCUGCAGCUACAACCUGUACAAAUGCAGCACCGUGAUGUGCCUUCUCCUAUUUCUUCAAGAACUUGUGUCUCUCUCUCUUUUUUUAAUGUGUGUGUGGGGAUGCCCCACACGUAGGGUCCUGCUAGCACUUCACGUGGCCUGGCAAACACUGGGCUUGUGUAGCUGCACAGAAGAGAGCGUCUGGUGAAUGAGGAUUUGCCUCUGCCAGUUUCUAGAGAUUUUGCAUUGUAGGCCCUGCAGACCAGGCCAGGUCAGUGGUGGCCUUUGCUAAAACUGUGGCCGGCACAGACAGUGGAAUGUAUAACCACCUUCUCCUCAGCUGUCUGUGGCUUCUGGGAGAAGAUGUGGGUAGUCAGAAAUCAGAGGGCAACAUGAGAUUGUGAUCAGGAGCAGUAAAACUUGACGACCAUAACACGAACAAGCCAGAGGUUGGGUGCCUUUGCUGCCUAUGUCAAUGGACUGGAUUGUAUUUAUGCUCCCUUGGUUGGCGGGGUUUUUUAACCAAGUUGCACAUGCUGUUAGGUAGCGAAGAAUGUUGCGGAGACCAACAGCUUUUAAAUACACUGAGGUGAUUCUAAUACUAUGCAAACAAACAAAUAUAUUGUGCUGCUGCUUA
Molecule: messenger RNA, 2458 nt
Organism: Hemicordylus capensis (graceful crag lizard)
Lineage: Eukaryota; Metazoa; Chordata; Lepidosauria; Squamata; Cordylidae
Gene: NAPRT
Product: nicotinate phosphoribosyltransferase
Exons: 13
Coding region: 150-1784 (544 amino acids)
Biological process (GO): NAD+ biosynthetic process
Molecular function (GO): nicotinate phosphoribosyltransferase activity
Source: RefSeq, a predicted model, not a curated record